Molecule: messenger RNA, 3412 nt
Organism: Papaver somniferum (opium poppy)
Lineage: Eukaryota; Viridiplantae; Streptophyta; Magnoliopsida; Ranunculales; Papaveraceae
Product: cation/H(+) antiporter 15-like
Exons: 3
Coding region: 152-2581 (809 amino acids)
Biological process (GO): proton transmembrane transport; regulation of pH
Cellular component (GO): endomembrane system; membrane
Molecular function (GO): antiporter activity
Source: RefSeq, a predicted model, not a curated record
CAUCAAUCAGGAUUUCUUUCUCAUUUAUGUAUUCUCGGAAGAAAAGAAGAAAAAGAAAAAAAUUUGUUUCAUUUUCUUGUUGCUUCCUUCUCCCCUGUCAAACAUUUGCGGUUCCUGCUGCUGCUGAGUUGGGGUAUACAGGCAGAGAGAGAUGUCGAAAAUGAUAGCUUUUCAUAUGUGUACAGUUCCAGGCAUAGUCGGUUCAAAUAAAGGAGGAUUAUUUUAUGAACAUUUAGAAGACUUCACGAGUUUUGGUCCUCUACCAAGUAUUUGCUUGCAAAUUAGUAUACUUUCUUUUGUACCCCAUCUCAUGCAUAUGACAUUGUCACGGUUCCAUCAACCCUUGCUUGUUUCUCAAAUACUGGGAGGGAUACUUGCUAGUCCAUGGGUUCUCAGCUCUCUCUCGAUAAAAGUGUCAUCUCACAUGUCCGUCGGAAUUAAUUAUUUCUUAUUCCCUCUAAAUGGAUUUCAAGUAGUAGACAUGCUUGCUCAUUUCAGUUCCAUGUUUUUUAUAUUUAAAGUUGGAGUUCAAAUGGAUCCGAAAAUAUUAAAGAGAGCUGGGCGGCGACCAUACAUCAUCGGAUUCUUUUGUAUGCUUUGCUCUUAUGUAUUCGGACUUCAAAUUUCCCAUAGACUCCCAAAGAAUGAUAUACUGGCUCUAAAGUUACUUCAUAAGAGCUCUGAUAGAGUCGUAGAUCUAUUCGGAAGUAUUUCCUUCCCUGUUAUCGCCUAUGUACUCGAUGAUCUUAAACUUCUUAACUCCGACCUUGGUAUUUCAGCGAUUCAUAUAUCAAUGGUUGCUGAUUUUCUUCAUAUGGCUUUAAAAUUCUUCAGCUUUUUGCGCCAAAUAAUGAGAGGUGCAAACCAUUCAUAUGCACUACCUGCAGUGUUAAUUUUAUUGGGGACGGUGAUUUAUAUAUUUUUUAUUAUGCGGCCGGCAGCGUCAUGGAUUGUAAAGAAUACACCUGAAGGGAGACCUGUAGAUGACAUUUACAUUACCUUGAUAAUGAUUUCAGUUCUUCUGUGUGGAUUAGCUAGUGAAUAUUGUGGAUUGAAUGGUACAGUUGGGGUUUUCUUACUAGGUUUGGCUAUACCUGAUGGGCCACCUUUAGGAUCAGCUUUAGUUCAGAAGCUACGCAUUGUUUCUGUAUUUUUCAUGCCUCUUCAUAUGGGUAUCGUUGGAUAUAAAACGAACAUUCACUUAGUUACUUUCGGAUAUUUUUGGCGUGUUUUACUGGUCAUCCUCGGUUGUAUCAUUGGAAAGAUUAUAGGCCUUUUUAUCCCAGCUGUGCUUUUUGGAGUCUCACCGCGAGAUAGUAUCUUGCUUGGACUCACAAUGAACUUGAAAGGAAUUGUCGAGGUUUCUCAACUUAACACCUGGUUAGAUUCAGUAAAUACCAAAGAAAUUUUUAGUGCAUCAAAUACAAUCAUGGUUCUCGCACUUGUAGUGCUAGUAGCUGUUAUUACACCGGCGGUGAAAUACUUGUAUGACCCUUCAUCGAAAUACUCAACCUACAAGGGAAAGUCAAUUUUGCAGUCGAAUGAAAACAACUCAGAUUUUCGAGUACUUGUAUGUGUUCAUACCCAAGAUGAUGUUCCAGGCAUUAUCAGAAUUAUUGAAGCCUCCAAUCCUACCAAACUCCACCCACUCACCAUUUAUCUCCUCCAUCUCGUUGAGCUUGUCGGUCGUGCUUCUCCUCUCCUUAUAUCUCACUCUUUGAAGGAGCGUGCUUCCACAUCAAACCCUACCAAAUCGGAAAGGAUAAUCAAUGUUUUCCAACAAUUCCAAAAACAAAACCAAAACCUUGUUAGCGUUCAUCCCUUCACCACUAUCUCUCCGUAUGCUUCAAUGCACAACGAUAUAUGCACCAUGUCAGUCGACAAGAGGGCUGCGCUCGUUAUCUUCCCUUUCUGCAGGCAAGACUCAAUAAGCCUGAGGGAUGAUCUGGCCAGACCAAUUGAUUCCGAUCGUGCAAUCAAAACCCUUCUUCAAAAUCUGUUGCGGAACACCCCAUGCUCAGUCGGGAUCUUAGUGGAUGGUAGUAAUCUCCAAACAAAAUCUACUUGCUUCUUUCCCGACACGCCUUACCGCGUGGUUGUACUCUUUUUUGGUGGCCCGGAUGAUCGAGAAGCAUUGGCUUUUGCAAUGAAUAUGAUUCAUCAUCCGUACGUUUUUGUUACUCUUGUUAGGUUUUAUGGUCCUGCAAGUCUAUCAUCUGAAGGAGUUAGUGACUAUCACAAUGAAUCGGUUAGAAUUGAUAUUGGGAGGAACAUGUUUCUUGAUGAUGAAUUAGUAGACCAUUUCAGGGUUAACACCAUGCAUGAUGAAACGUUGAUUUACAAAGAAGUAGAGGUAAAAGAUGGUGCAGAAACGAUAUGGGCAGUCCGGUCACUUAACCAAGAUUUUGAUCUUAUGCUCGUAGGAAGACAACAAAUAUCCGAUUCAAAAAUAAUUUCAGGAUUAAAUGAAAAUUGGGAUGAAUGUGGAGAGCUAGGAUCUAUCGGAGACUUGGUAACAUCUCCUGAUUAUGGUGCUGAGGGCUCAAUCUUAAUAAUUCACCGAAGACGAGAUAUUACUUAAUCAUGGGAACAUAAUGGUACACACUUACUGAUCUCAAAUUUUCAGAUUCAUGUACACCGUAUUACACGACAUUCUACAUAUUCGAAUGUUCCACAUAACAUGGUACGCACGCCAUACUGGCACUUUUGUAGGUCAGAAGAAGACAAAUUUGAAUUGAAUUUGUAGAUACGACAUAUGCCAUCACUUAUGUUGAAUGAGUUAGGAGGACCAAACAACGCGAAGAGAAGCUCACAUCAAGCGCAUAGACAUUCGCUACUAAGGUACGCGAUGACAUCAUGACAACAGUGCAAAGAUAAGGUUCACGUGUUAAGUGUGAUACUAUGUGCAAAAGAAAGGUUGACUUUUUUUUUCUAUAGGAGCGAAACUGAUAGUUUCGCAUGGAGGUGGCCGAGGUUAUAGGAGGAAAAAAGAGAUGUAUUAGUGGUGAUCCACUAUAUAAUAUUAUAUGUCAUCCGUUAUGUAAAUAUCCAUAUAAGAGACAGGAGAGUAUUAAAAAAAAGUUUAGAUCUUUCUAGUCUAGUCAGGUAUUGUUUUGGAGGAAAAUUGUCUGAACUCUAAAACUAGGGUUUACAUAACUUCCAUUGCAAUUUUAUUAUCUUCCUAAUAAUACCUGAAGUUUAUGCUUGUCGUGUUGUGAUUCAUUUACUAAAUAUGAUGAGGUUAUAGUUGUAUAUUUUGCUAUAACUACAUUUUAGCGUAUAAAAGUAGCUCGGAGGAGUAAGAGGAUUUAUCCUCAGCUGUUGAGUUGUUUUAAAAAAUGACUUGAGUUCAUCAUUUUCAUUGUUUUGUGUUUCAAAAGCUUUCUCUUAUCCUACUUUUAUUUUUGUGUAA